CCAAAGUCGGCCUCGGGGUUUAGACCAAACCCGGAGGCAUGUGUCUGUGUCUCUAUACUUGGCUUGAUUAUAUACCCGGGGCCGGCAAGAGAGCAAUAGGGAGAGGCAGAGACCUAAACAAUAGCUAGUUCGAAUCUCCUUUCGACAAUAGUUCCGCACACAUCCAGCGCCUCGCGAGCCAACAUAAGAUGCCCUCUCCAACAGGCCAACGCAACCUAUCAACCCCUGUCCUGUUCGCCUCGCACGGGACUCCCCUGGCAUUUUGUGUCGAAAGCGAAUCGACCGACUGGUGGCAAAAGUUCGGCAAGGCUUGUUUAGCCUACGACGUGAAGGGCAUCGUCUACAUAUGCUCGCACUGGACCGAGCUUGACGACCGCAUUCGUGUGGGAACAAAGGCGAAGCCCGAAGUGCUGCAGAUGGAUGUUGUCCCGCGUGAGAAGUGGGAGCACUACCCGAUCAACGUCUCCCCGGCGCUUGGCAGGUCGGUUGUCUCGCUGCUCCGGGGCGCCGGCUUUCUGGACGCCGAGGAGGACCCCGGCGCUGCCUGGCACGACGACAACCUGACUCCGUCUCGUUGGCUGUUCCCCGAAGGCACGCCGCCCGCGACGUCCGUGAGCCUCAACACCCGCUACGAUCCCAUCUUCCACGUCAAGAUCGGCGAGGCGCUUCGCCCGCUGAGGAAAGAGAACGUCCUCGGCAUCGGCUCCGGCUCGAUCGUGCACAACCUCUUCCGAGCUGCCUGGCUGCCGUUUCUCCUAUCCGGAGGCCGCAACACGGCUUUGCCCUCGUACAAGCCGGAGAGGUGGGCGCUGAGCUUCGAGCGUGCCGUGAGGGACACGAUCGAAUUCAACUCGGCAAUGCUCCCCCUUUAUUACUCCCUCCCCUGCCAUGUGCGUGGGAAGAUCAAUGCUUGCUAACGCUACGCGCCACUUCUCAAGGGACCUCGACUCGCCGGCGCCCUGGUUCGGCUGACGGCACACCCGGAUUUCAAGCUCGCGCACCCUUCGAAAGACCAUUUCUGUCCAUUGCUCGUAAUCGCUGGUCUUGUGUCGGACGACGAGGAUGAGGGGACAUACGGUCGUAAGAUGGCCGAGUCGUGGGAUAUGGGGAACGUCUGCUCUUCCCAAUACCUCUGGGGCAGUUGGUCUAAAGAGGAAUAGGAGUGUCCGUCGAGAUAUCUAGGUAGACCUACACGGUCCGUCAACGGCAUUGGGAAAACACCUACGGCUAUUUGGUAGUUAGUCAACUAUGGUGAUUUUUCUGUUGCUCUCUUGACCGG
This is a messenger RNA of Durotheca rogersii, 1279 nucleotides long. Its product is annotated as Extradiol ring-cleavage dioxygenase, class III enzyme, subunit B. The record is from RefSeq and is a predicted model, not a curated record. Gene Ontology annotation, molecular function: ferrous iron binding; oxidoreductase activity, acting on single donors with incorporation of molecular oxygen; zinc ion binding. The coding region runs from base 189 to 917 and encodes 242 amino acids. The transcript is spliced from 2 exons. Lineage: Eukaryota; Fungi; Ascomycota; Sordariomycetes; Xylariales; Xylariaceae.